AUGCGCCGUGUAUUUUCAAGCACGCUGCGUGGUUGCCACUAUCGAUGGCUUACUCUCCGACCACAGUCCACCGUGAAUCCGGUGCGGUAUCCUCUCGGUUAUGUUCCUGUGGACGGAAGUGAAUCGAUUGACUCGGUGUAUGCGCUCCUGAAGCAAGGUCACUUUGUGGCACCGCUGAAUCGAAUCGAGAUGAUUCACAAGGUAAGCGUGGGAACACGAGCCUUGUGUAGAUCGGAGUACCCCGUUGUCUCGGCUCAAGAUGUGCUGACGUUGCACCUGCGGGAGAAAGAGAUCCUCGGUCGUGUUCUCAUUCGGCGCGAUUUUUGGACGCUCGAUGACUUCAACGACGCCGAGCUGAAUCAGAGCUUUGGUGUGCAGAAUCUGUACUUUGAUAACUACAAGUGGUCCCAAGUUCUGUGGCGGCGCUUUCAGGCAUAUGUGGAGGAGUAUUUUCCCGUAUCAGAGCACACGCACCUGCUUUACAGCGAGUACGUGCAGCUCGUGCGCAGUUUCUCCUCGUUUGAGCAGGGGACCUUGGUAAAGCCGGCGCUGCCAAAGUCUGUUCGGCUGCACUUACCCUAUGGUGCGCUGCUGCCUAGCAAAUUCACCCAGGAGCCGAUUUUGCUGCUCAAAAACUGGCUUCAUAAUUUCCGUGGUCCCCUCAUGUUGCACAAGGCCCUUGUUCUGAAUGCGUGCUCAGGUGUUCUGGCGUUUGCCACAAAGGUUUGUCAUGUGCCAAUGGUGCGCGGAGUGGACUCUCGCCCUCGAUUCAUUGAGGCGUGUCGGAAGAACGCCGCUCGCUCACCAAAACUGGCGAAUGUCAGCUUUCAGGUGGCGGAGAUGUUCCCGGAAGUCCCGGACGAGAUGAAGGAUGGGCCCCGAAAGGGGAAAUACGACCUUGUAAUUUUUUACCCGGAUGAGGAGAUUGUGUCUGCGCUAUGGGAUGGUGAGAACGACGCCUUUGCGCCAACCGCACAGGGCUAUGCUGGGAAACUGGAGGAGUUUUUCGAGAAGGUGACCCCACAUCUUACGGAGAACGGUGUGAUUGCGGUGUGUUGUACGAAUAUUCACGCACUGUUGUUUCCGGACUACCCACACCCCGUCGAGUAUGAGGUGAAGAUCAAUCGGCGAUUUGUCAUCCUGGAUUAUUAUGACGCCCCAGCACGGUUCUCUGGCAAUAUUCGCACAAAGUAUUUGGAGCCGGCGAUUGAAUGUCAUCCCGAGUUGAAGAAGAAACUGCGCUCCGAGCUGUGGAUUUUGCACAAGACGGAGUCGAUUGGUCACUUUGGGUUCAUUCACGGCAUCCCUGGCGCCAAGCCACCGAGUAUGGAAAAGUGGCGGACGAAGAAUAUGGGAUUGGAGCGGCAGAAAGCGUUGAAGGAGCACGUGCGCUUGAUGGGCGGUGACUGGGGAAACUACAAGAGUCGCCUUAUCAGGAUGCUUCAGGAGCAGACAGAUGAGCCGGAAGACGAUGUAGCAGAGGCCGUUCGAAUGACUCUGGACCCAACGUAUCCGGCCAUUCUGGCGGAGCGCGCACGCAAGGCGGUGGAGGUGCGAGAGAAGGAAAGAGAGGAAUUUCACCGCUCUGUAGUCGUCGAGUACGGCGACCGCUCUCCGAGGGAGACGUUUCGGAGGAGAAACGUCUCAUCGUGA
Molecule: messenger RNA, 1653 nt
Organism: Leishmania mexicana MHOM/GT/2001/U1103
Lineage: Eukaryota; Euglenozoa; Kinetoplastea; Trypanosomatida; Trypanosomatidae
Exons: 1
Coding region: 1-1653 (550 amino acids)
Source: RefSeq, a predicted model, not a curated record